Molecule: messenger RNA, 1206 nt
Organism: Penicillium longicatenatum
Lineage: Eukaryota; Fungi; Ascomycota; Eurotiomycetes; Eurotiales; Aspergillaceae
Exons: 3
Coding region: 1-1206 (401 amino acids)
Source: RefSeq, a predicted model, not a curated record
AUGACAAUUCCUGCCGAUAUCCUCGCUGCAGACAAGGCGGGGAGGAUUCCUGAUGGCAUUUCCCUCUCGUACCUUGCGCAGUCCCGCGAUCAUUCGGCCAUUGUGGGCAUCUUGUUCAUGGUCUGCUUUACGGGAGUCUUGACCAUUUUGCGACUCUAUGCCCGAGUUUUUCUCAUCAAGAAAGUUGGUCUUGACGAUUGGUUGACGAUUUUGACUUGGAUGAUCUAUAUCAGUUUCGUCGUUCUCUCCAUCGUUCUGAUCCAGAUGGGAAGCGGUCGUCACAUCGAGUAUAUCCAAUAUGUCCUAUCGAUGGCAACCGUCCGUGAGACCGAGGUAUUGGACUUUACCGCACACAUUCUCUAUACAACCGCCCUUUUCCUAUGUCGACUGUCCGGUCUCGCCUUCUACUAUCGACUUACCGCACGCACAGGCAGACUGCACAAAGCCAUUCUUUUCGCUGGACCAUUCCUCUUCGCUGCAUUCCUCCCCCAGCUCUUUCUUCUGAUUUUCCACUGCAAGCCCGUCACCGGUUUGUGGCCUUAUGCCUGGCAACCAGGCGUCGACAACUACAAGUGUCUCACCUGGGGUCUGGUCUACUCUGUCAACUCAGGUCUCUCGCUAGCCUGCGAUGUCAUGAUGUUCAUCAUUCCCGCGCUCCUCAUCAAGCAACUCCACGUUUCUCUGAAGAACAAGAUCAAGCUCUCAUUCGUCAUGUUCCCCGGUGUCUUCGUGAUCGUUAUCUCCGCCGUCCGUGUCUGGCUAGUCGUAAAGGGCCAAUGGGCCUCCGACGGUAGCUGGGCCUACAACCCUAUGCUGUGUGUCGAGAACGCCGAAAUCGCAGGCACAUUAAUUGCGCUCUCGGUGCCUGCCCUGAAGCCCGUCUUUGGAAACAUGUUUUCUCGCUUGACUGAGUACACUGGCAGUCGCACUCGGUCCCGGUCCCGAUCUAAUGGGGGCAGACUGCGGAGUCAGUCCAAGCCUACGAGUGCCUUGGGUACUGUCCGUGAUGAUAAGCGGUUGCUUAACUGGUCGAAAGCUGGCCAGGAUGAUUAUGAGAUGAUGCCGUCGGAGGUUUCUGUCACUCGAGAGCUGUCGAAGUCUAUGAAGACUCCUGGUAUUCGUGUGACUAACGAGGUUAAUAUUACUCGUGGAGAGGAUAGAUCGCCGUCGCCGCAAUCUUCGAGACCUUCUUCUCGUGAGACAUAG